AAUAAGAGGCCUACGUUUGGAGUGUGAGGGAGAGGACAAAGAGAGGAGGGACAAUUUGUGAGAGAAUCAUCGGUUUUCCAACUAAUUAUUCUCUGGUAACCCAAAAGGUUUGAUGCACACCAACUAUUUGAUCCAUGACACCACACUAAUCCAGCUUUCGGGGGUGAUUCCCUACUCUAUUGUAUUUUAAUCCGGUGGGUUAGUGGCUCCUUCUCUGUUAUCCACACUGGCUUCCACGAGACCUCCUCGCUUUUCUUGCAAGUUUUCUAUAUGUUCCACCUGCUAAAGUAAAAAUAGUCUCUCCGGUGCACCACGUCAGCUCGUGCACUGCCUCCUCUUACAACCGGGGCGAUUAGCGAUCACCAAUGGAGGAUGGGGAAGGGCGAGGGCGUGGACGAAUUCAGAUUACUAAGUUUGGUAACCUCGUCGAGAUCACAGCGCCCCUCCUCGGUCGAUAGCGAAAAGGACGAGAAGAAGCAGCAGCAGAGGAAGAAGAAGAAGAAGCAGCAUUUGCGAUUCCCACCACCACCGCGGCGGCGGCGGCCGCGGCGGCGGGGAUCAUGGCGGUGAGCGUACCUGGUGCGUCGGCGGCUCCGGCGAUCGCGGCGGCGGCGGCAAUGGGGAGCAGCCCUAGGAUCGUCGGCGUCCCCGCGACGAAGGAGUUCGGCGGGAUCCGGCGGUCGUGGUCGGAGCCGCAGCUCCGCUGCUCCGUGAUCGUCCCCCGCGCCGCCGCGCUGAAGAAGAGCCGCUCGAUGGGGGUCUUCCCCUUCUCGAUCUCGGGAUCGAUCCUUCCCGGCUCGAUCCGGUCGUUCCUCUUCGACUCCGACGACGCGCGCGGCGAGAUGCGGCUCGUGGACGCGGAGGAGGGCGACGAGGAGGCGGGAUCGGAGGAGGAGGAGGAGGCGGACGAGAAGGCGGAGAGGGCGAACUGGGUGGAGAGGCUCCUCGAGGUGAGGACACGGUGGAGGGAUCGGAAACAGAGGGAGGAGGAUAAUGCGAAUUACGAUGAGGAGGAGGAGGACGAGGACGAGGAGGAGGACGAAGCGGAUUACUACUGCGGCGUGAGCUACGACACGGAGGAUGAAGAGGAGGAGGGAGAGAGCAAAGUAUCGGAUCGGAUCGCCGAGUGGGAUCGCGACUCCUUCUCGAAGCUUCUAGUCCGAGUCCCCUGGUCCGACGCCAUGCUCUUCUCCCAGCUCGCCCAUCUCUCCAACUUGGCCUACGUGAUACCCGAGAUCAAGGCAGCGGAAUUGAGGAAGUGGUACGACCUGCUGUUCGUGACGUCGUCGCUGGAGAAGAAAGCGGAGGCCGCGGCGGUGGUCGCCAAGCUCGAGCUCGACUCAACCCGGCCCAGCGCCGGACCGGCCCGUUCGGACUCGGGCGCGGCCGAGCCCAAGCGCCCGGUCCGCCCCGCGGUCGCGUACGACAUCGCCGCGUCGGCCGCGUCCUACGUGCACUCCCGCGCGAAGGGCCUCCUCUCGCUGGGCGCGCGACCCGAGGGGGUCGAGGAGGACGAGGACGACGACGAUGACGACGUGGCGAGUUGCAGCGCGGCGCCGUACAAGUCCGAGGUGGCGGCUUACGUGGCGGCGUCGACGAUGACGUCGGUGGUGGCGGCCGAGGAGGCGGCGCGGCGGGAGGCCGCGAAGGACCUGCGCUCGCUCCACUCCUCGCCGUGCGAGUGGUUCGUGUGCGACGAGCCCGCGACGCACACCCGCUGCUUCGUCAUCCAGGGAUCGGACUCGCUGGCUUCGUGGCAAGCCAAUCUACUGUUCGAACCAACUAAAUUCGAAAACACUGGAGUUCCUGUACAUAGAGGAAUAUACGAAGCCGCGAAGGGGAUCUACGACCAGCUGUUGCCCGAGAUCGAGGCGCACUUAAAGGCCCACGGCGACCGGGCCAUGCUACGGUUCACGGGCCACUCCCUCGGGGGGAGCCUGGCGGUGCUGGUGAGCCUGAUGCUGCUGGCGCGGGGCGCCGUUGGGCCCGGGGCGCUCCACCCGGUCGUCACCUUCGGCACGCCCUCCGUGUUCUGCGGAGGGCAGCGCGUGCUGGAACGGCUCGGCGUCGGCGAGGGGCACGUGCGUGCGGUGAUGAUCCACCGCGACAUCGUGCCCAGGGCUUUCUCCUGCAGCUACCCGGGCCACGUCGCGCUCGUGCUCAAGCGGCUCAAUGGCGCGUUCCGAUCCCAUCCCUGCCUCAACAACGAGAAGGUGCUGUACUCGCCGCUGGGCCGGACGUACAUCCUCCAGCCGGACGAGAGGUCCUCCCCACCGCACCCAUUCCUGCCCGACGGCGCGGCCCUCUACGCCCUAAACCCGCCGGCGGCGCGGAGCGCGGAUCGCGCCUUCCUGAACACGCCGCACCCGCUCGAAACGCUGAGCGACCCCAAGGCGUACGGCUCGGAGGGCGCCAUCUUGCGCGACCACGACUCGAGCAACUACGCCAAGGCCAUCAGCGCGCUCCUCAAGCAGCACACGCGCUCCGUGGUGCGCCGCUCCCGGGCGCAGCGCCUGCACCACUGGUGGCCCCUCCUCACCCGCCGCGCCUGCCCCGGCUCCAACGCGCCGGCGUUGGAGACGCGCCGCUUGGUCGCCGAGGAGCUCGUCACCGGCGCUUAGGCACUUCUCGCACGACUGAUGUUGCGGUCUCGGUCCGUGUACUCGACUUAAAUUGCGUCCGUCGAGGAAAAAAAAUAAAAAAAAAAUAAAAAAAAUUAAAAAAAAAAUAAAAUAAAAUUGGUGGGCUUGUUCUUUGCAAAAAAAAUUUCCUCAAGGAUUCCUGUACAUGCUAAAAUGGGCCGGGCUUGUUCAUUCGUUCCUUUUGUAUCUUUUCUGGUAAACAAUUAUCCGGAUUCAGUUUAUGUUUCAUCAGAGAUUCA
Molecule: messenger RNA, 2881 nt
Organism: Ananas comosus (pineapple)
Lineage: Eukaryota; Viridiplantae; Streptophyta; Magnoliopsida; Poales; Bromeliaceae
Biological process (GO): lipid metabolic process
Molecular function (GO): glycerophospholipid phospholipase A1 activity
Source: RefSeq, a predicted model, not a curated record